Molecule: messenger RNA, 3112 nt
Organism: Drosophila serrata
Lineage: Eukaryota; Metazoa; Arthropoda; Insecta; Diptera; Drosophilidae
Gene: how
Product: protein held out wings
Biological process (GO): regulation of mRNA splicing, via spliceosome
Cellular component (GO): nucleus
Molecular function (GO): mRNA binding
Source: RefSeq, a predicted model, not a curated record
UUGCGCACGGUUCAAAAACUAGGAGGAAUCGUCCAUUUCCAGUGAAGUCCGAGAUCGUUCCUGUCCGACUCGAAUAUUUCAAAUAAACAAAAAGGAAUCCUCAAAGAAACGAAGAAUAACGCGUGAAAUCAGAAGAAGAAAUUGUGCAAUAAGUAAUAAAAGUAGAGACCAAAUCCAGUUGAAAUUGUGACCAGAAUCUCGUCGAGAAUAAACAAAAGUCCCCCACCAAUACACACACAAAUCACACACACAACAAACACACAAUGAGUGUCUGUGAGAGCAAAGCCGUUGUGCAACAACAGUUGCAGCAGCAGUUGCACCAACAGGCCGCCGCCGCCGCAGUAGCUGCUGCGGCUGCCGCGCAGCAGCAGCAAGCUCAGGCUCAGGCCCAAGCCCAGGCGCAGGCGCAGCAACAGGCCCAAGCACAGGCUCAAGUCCAGUCGCAGCAAGUCCCUCAGGUGGUGGUGCCCCAGCAGCACCUCACGCCGCAGCAACAGCAGCAGAGCACACAGAGCAUCGCCGACUAUUUGGCCCAGUUGCUCAAGGAUCGCAAGCAGUUGGCCGCCUUCCCCAACGUCUUCACCCACGUCGAACGUCUAUUGGACGAAGAAAUUGCACGCGUGCGCGCCUCUCUGUUCCAGAUCAAUGGGGUUAAGAAGGAGCCGCUGACCCUGCCCGACCCCGAGGGCGCUGUGGUGACGAUGAACGAGAAGGUCUAUGUGCCAGUCCGUGAACAUCCAGAUUUCAACUUUGUCGGUCGCAUUUUGGGACCUCGUGGCAUGACGGCCAAGCAAUUGGAGCAGGAGACCGGCUGCAAGAUCAUGGUCCGCGGCAAGGGAUCCAUGCGCGACAAGAAGAAGGAGGAUGCCAACCGUGGCAAACCCAACUGGGAGCACCUGUCCGAUGACCUGCAUGUUUUGAUAACCGUCGAGGACACCGAGAACCGGGCCAAGGUCAAGCUGGCCCAGGCUGUUGCCGAAGUUCAAAAGCUGCUUGUGCCGCAAGCCGAAGGCGAAGACGAGCUAAAGAAACGUCAACUUAUGGAAUUGGCGAUUAUUAAUGGCACUUAUAGGGACACAACAGCGAAAUCUGUCGCAGCUUUUUCAUGCGUUGGCUCUGCUUCUUAUCUGUAUCCCGCAGUGUGCGAUGAGGACUGGCGCCGCCUGAUGGCAGCCUCGGACAGCCGCCUGCUGACGCCCGCCGGCCUGCCCGGCCUUGCCGCCCAGAUCCGUGCUCCCGCCACCGCCCCGCUGGGCGCCCCAUUGAUCCUGAAUCCCCGGAUGACCGUCCCGACCACGGCGGCCAGCAUAUUGUCCGCCCAGGCAGCCCCGACUGCCGCCUUUGACCAGACCGGCCAUGGAAUGAUAUUCGCCCCAUAUGGCGACUAUGCGAACUAUGCCGCCCUCGCCGGCAAUCCUCUGCUCACGGAAUAUGCAGAUCAUAGCGUUGGUCGAUAUAUGCAUGCCGGCUCCGUCUUUUGAACUUCUCUCUCUCUCACUCUCUAUUAUUUUCCCCCUGACAAAACCAACAACAAAUGCAGAAACUAAAUAUAGAGAAAAGAAAACUCCAUUUAAACAAUUGUUUAGCUUAAAGUUACAGUCACACUGAAACAAAAAAGAUAUAUACACACACACGCAAAUGAAUGUAUAGACUGUAUAUAUAUAUACACAAUUUUAUAUUAACUUAGAGACAAAACCAUAAGAGUAAAACGGCACAAAGCAACAAAUAAGAACAGAAAAAGAAAAAUACUCGAACAGAAAAUAAUAUUUACUGCUCGCCAAUGAAUUUAAUUGCAAUAUUCAUCAUCUGUAGUUGAUAGGUGGCAAUAUACAUAGGUGUGCAAUAUGCAAUAUUUGGCAAAAAUAAGUGAUUUUUAGGCCCUUAAUUAGUAGUUGCUUUUUUAAUCUUAACUUUAAUUCUAACUUAAAGUUUCUGUAAUUCCCCCCCCCCAUACACGUUUUUAAAUGAGUAUAUUCUAGUUGAGAACAACAACGAGGGCAGCGGCAACCAAAGCAAGUUGUUGAUUUUCGUUUUUGGAACCCAUGAGUAUUCAAAUUAAAGAGGGCUAAACUUUCAGCUUUCAGUUGCUGAGUUAAUCGAUUCAAUACUUUCCCUUAAUCUUCUUGUAAGUUUUUCCGGUAUGAGGGUCGAGUGUUAAGUGCAAUUUAGAUUUGUAUUAUAUAUAUUUUUUUAUUUGUUUGUUUGUUUGUAUCUAUGUAGUUAUUUUAGUGAGUGUUUGCAACAGGGGGGGACAGUAUUUAUGCACAAAUGUACCUUACACAUACACACAUAUUUAGAGAGAUAGGAAGUCCGUUUCAAUUUUUCCAUCCAGUGCCAUUUCUCGUCAAAAACAAAAAACAAACCACAUAUUUUGCAGAGAAUGGGGACCGUUCUUCAGAAUAGGGUAAAUCUUGGGAACGGAAAGGAGCCUUGAAUCGAGUUGGUGCUUAAUUAGUUAUUUGAAAUACAUCUAAGUUAUGUGGUUGAGGCUCUCCGGCAGCCGUCCAGGAACAGACAUUGAAUGCACGACUAGUCAGCAAGCUGGGAGAUCAAAUUGCUUGAGGAACAAUGGUAAACACAAUCACAAUCAAUCUUGUCUAGAACGUAAUCCUGCUAGGUCUAGGCUAAGCGGCUUGAAAAUCACUUAUUUUGUGGCCACCUCUGAACCAGAACCAAUUACUAUAUAACAUAUAUCGAAUGCAUAGUGACCCACAACACGCACAUAAACAUAAACGACUCAUUCCAAAGAAGCAGAGAAUUUAAAUGUUACAAAGUGAAGGUGAAGUACGAACAGGUGAAGAUGAUUUUCCCCCGUCAGUUGGCAAUUGUGUUGGCUUGUAGGCAAAAGUUCCAGCAGCAGGCAAGCUUCAGUUUGAGCAAGCAUAUUGUAUCUCUAAGGACGAUGUAUGAAAUAUCUACUAGCCCCUAAGACGUAUCUUGUAGCGAACAUAAUGUUCACAUUAUUUAAACAUAUAUAUCUAUAUAUAACCGAUAUAUGCCUAUAUACAAACCAUAUCUACAUGUAUCGUAUCGUAUAUUUUAGUAGGCGCCAUUAAGCAGCAGCGUCGUUUGGCGGCUAACAGAGAACAUCCCUAUCAGCGAGCAACGGUCG